Molecule: messenger RNA, 1890 nt
Organism: Rangifer tarandus platyrhynchus (Svalbard reindeer)
Lineage: Eukaryota; Metazoa; Chordata; Mammalia; Artiodactyla; Cervidae
Source: the annotation of a GenBank genome assembly
AUGGGCAAGAUCGAGAGCAACGAGAGGGUGAUCCUCAAUGUCGGGGGCACCCGGCACGAAACCUACCGCAGCACCCUCAAGACCCUGCCCGGGACGCGCCUGGCCCUGCUCGCCGCCUCCGAGCCCCAGGGAGACCCGCUGCAGCCACCGCCCCCUGCGCGCUCGCCGCCGCCGCGGCCGCCCCCGCGGUCCCCCGGGCCGGGCGGCUGCCUGGAGGGCGGCGCGCGCAACUGCAGCGCCCGCGGCGGCGACCACCCCGCCGGGGGCGGCCGCGAGUUCUUCUUCGACCGGCACCCGGGCGUCUUCGCUUACGUGCUCAACUACUACCGCACCGGCAAGCUGCACUGCCCGGCCGACGUGUGCGGGCCGCUCUUCGAGGAGGAGCUGGCCUUCUGGGGCAUCGACGAGACCGACGUGGAGCCCUGCUGCUGGAUGACCUACCGGCAGCACCGCGACGCCGAGGAGGCGCUCGACAUCUUCGAGGCCCCCGACCUCCUCGGCGGCGACCCCGGCGACGACGAGGACCUGGCGGCCAAGAGGCUGGGCAUCGAGGACGCCGCGGGCCUGGGGGGCCCCGACGGCAAGUCUGGCCGCUGGAGGAGGCUGCAGCCCCGCAUGUGGGCUCUCUUCGAGGACCCCUACUCGUCCAGAGCCGCCCGGUUUAUUGCUUUUGCUUCUUUAUUCUUCAUCCUGGUUUCAAUCACAACCUUUUGCCUGGAGACACAUGAAGCUUUCAAUAUUGUUAAAAACAAGACAGAAUCAGUCAGCAAUGGCACCAGUGUGGUCCCACAUUAUGAAAUUGAAACAGACCCUGCCUUGACGUAUGUAGAAGGAGUAUGCGUGGUAUGGUUUACUUUUGAAUUUUUAGUCCGUAUUGUUUUUUCCCCCAAUAAACUUGAAUUCAUCAAAAACCUCUUGAAUAUCAUUGACUUCGUGGCCAUCCUGCCCUUCUACUUAGAGGUGGGACUCAGCGGGCUCUCAUCUAAAGCUGCUAAAGAUGUACUUGGCUUCCUCAGAGUGGUCAGAUUUGUGAGGAUCCUCAGGAUCUUCAAGCUCACCCGCCAUUUUGUAGGCUUGAGGGUGCUUGGACACACUCUUCGAGCGAGCACAAAUGAAUUUCUGCUGCUGAUAAUCUUCCUGGCUCUAGGAGUUUUGAUAUUUGCUACUAUGAUCUACUAUGCGGAGAGAGUGGGCGCCCAGCCCAACGACCCUUCAGCUAGCGAGCACACGCAGUUCAAAAACAUCCCUAUUGGGUUCUGGUGGGCUGUAGUAACCAUGACUACCUUGGGCUAUGGAGACAUGUACCCCCAGACGUGGUCGGGGAUGCUGGUGGGAGCCCUGUGCGCUCUGGCUGGAGUGCUGACCAUAGCCAUGCCGGUGCCUGUCAUUGUCAACAACUUCGGAAUGUACUACUCCUUGGCGAUGGCAAAGCAGAAGCUUCCACGGAAAAGAAAGAAGCACAUCCCUCCUGCUCCUCAGGCAAACUCGCCUACUUUUUGCAAGACAGAAUUAAACGUGGCCUGCAAUAGCAAGCAGGGUGACACGUGUCUGGGCAAAGACAGUCGGCUUCUGGAACAUAACAGAUCAGUGUUAGCAGGUGACGACAGUGCGGGAAGUGAGCCACCGUUAUCGCCCCCAGAAAGGCUCCCCAUCAGGCGCUCUAGCACCAGAGACAAAAGCAGAAGAGGGGAGACGUGUUUCCUGCUGACGGCAGGUGAUUACACAUGUGCUUCUGAUGGAGGGAUCAGGAAAGGAUAUGAGAAAUCCCGAAGCUUAAACAACAUAGCGGGCUUGGCAGGCAAUGCUCUGAGGCUCUCUCCAGUAACUUCACCUUACAACUCUCCUUGUCCUCUGAGGCGCUCUCGAUCUCCCAUCCCAUCUAUCUUGUAA